UGACUCAUUGCCAUCACCGUGCCUCACUGCAAUUCUUCCUACGCUGCUGCUGAGACUUGAGAGCCACAGAGAAUCGCUUCUGUUCGCGAGAGCUCAAGCUUCACUACUGAAUUUAAAUGGAAUUUUCGGACACGGCUCCUUCCGGCGCCGCUUCUUGCACUUCCGCCGCCAACUGGACCGUCGCCGGUGGCUCUCUCAAGAACUCCGUCACGUUCGAGUCCCCUCUUUCCUUCAUUGACGACCAGGACUGCGACAGCGGUGACAAUUGCGGUCAGGAACCGGUCGACGAUUCAAAUUCAAAAUCGGAGUCUCCUCUCAUCCUCUACCCUCCUUCUCCUGAUUCCGUUUCCUGCGAGAUCACACUGACCUUCCCGCAGAAGCAAGAGGUGAGGCAGGUCUAUGUUAGAAGCACAGCCCGAGUCUUUGAAAUAUAUUGUGCCCCUGAAUCGGAGAGCAGUGCGGAGUAUCUGUGUACUGUUCGUUGUUGUGUUGCUGUUAGGGAUGAAGAAGUCCUUCGUGCAACUAAUAUAGAAGAAGCUGUACUGGUUCAUCAAAUGGGCUCUAGUAAUGAUUUAGCUAAAGGAAAAAUUAGAAAUGGUGCUAGCCCAACUGGCAGUGAAGAUGACUGGGUUGAUGUCAAGGCUCUUCGUAAUUCUCUGCCCUCUAAGGAAAAUGGUUCCAUGUCAUCAAAUUCGGACACAGAUGCAGGGUGCAGCUCACAGGAUCUAUAUGAAGCUACUGCAGAGAUUAGUGACACGGAUCCUUGCAAAUCACUUACGAUCAGACUUCUGUCACUUCAGAACAAAGGUUGUGUAUGCAUUGAUCAAGUCUACGUGUUUGCUUUCCCCAUUGAUGCAGCUACCCAGGAAACUCAACCCAUUUCAGCAGAAUGUUCUUCUGGAAGCUCGCUCAUGGCUAUGCUUAUUCCAACCUUUUUUCAAUUGUCUAGAACUCAUGGCGUUGGCCGGGAACAAGAAAAGCUCAACAUUGACAGAAGUGACCAACAAGUAUCUGUUGAAACGUGUCUAACGAUUACUGAUGCAAUGGGGACAAGAAACGUAAGUGAGGAACUGGGUCCUUAUGAUACUCAGUCUCGAGAAGAACACAAGUCUGGGGAAGUGAGCCCAGUAAUACCUGAUUCAGUUAGUACAGAAGAUAAAGUACAGCAUGAAGAAAAAGAUCUUCCAUCUUUUCAAGAAGGAAUCAAGUUGCCAGAUGCAGUCCAUAGUCAGAUCCCCGCUAGUUCUUUUGAAACAGAAUACAGAGCCAGGUCAUCACAAAAUUGCACGGGGAGUGUUCUUGAUCACCUUGUAUCUCGGGUCAACAGAAUAGAAGAUUUGAUAUUGAGGUUUGAGGGAAGUAUUCUCGAACCCAUAAACAGUAUUGAUAAGAGGCUCCAGCGAGUAGAGCAGCAGCUUGAAGUGAUUGCAAAGAAAAGCCAUAACCCUGGUACUAGAAUCUCAGCUCCUGAAUUUGCAUGCGGUGAAGCAGAAGCCAACUCGUUAUAUAACAGUGGAAGUUUAGAUCUCAGUUGUAUGGCUUGCGAGGAUACGAAGAAGGACCCAGCCUCAGCUGCAUCAUCUAUCCCUCCUGAAGAAAAUGUCAAUCUGGUACAGCCCAGUCUGGUAGUCAGUACCCCUGAGUUUGAUAAUGCCGAGGAGGAACAAAAUCUCGCAAUGGAACCAGUUCCAGAACCUCUCAAGUCUGAGCAGAAACAUUCUGUAUCAAUUGAUGAUGCUUUGGCUUCAGCAUUUGCUGGCUUCUUGUCUUCCACUUUAUCACAAUGCCAGGACAAGUAUUCUCAAACUCUAGCCACGAGAGCUCCCGACUUUCUCAAUGAAGAUGAAGACGAAAAUGACGAUGAUACGACCUCUUCACCAAAAAUACAGUCACAAACUCCAAUGGAUCCUCUAAAUAAUGAUGAGAUUCCAGGUCUCUCAAAGUUGCAUCCAGAAAAGACCACAGGCCUUUCAGCUCCUGUCAACGAAACUUGUGGGGCAGAUGGCUUUACAGCUUCAGUUUUAUCUAUGCCCUGUAAUAAGAAUGUGAUUGGAUCACUAGAUGCUGAAGGCUUCCCGUACACGGAAAGAACACCUAUUGGGCAGUGGCAAGAUGGUGAAGGGUGUGAAGGUGAUACACAGGACGUUGAACUACAGCAGGAAGAGGCUGAAGAUCCAACAAGCAAUGCUGCUAUUGUCCAGCCAACUGAGAUGCUAGAAGAGGCAUCCAAAGAACAGACUAACCACAGCGAUCCAUCUCAAGUUGCUGCAUUGCGUAAAGUAUCUGGUUUCACGCCAGAUAACGAACAAGACUCGAACCAAGAUGCACUGGAGAUCAUUCAUUUCUCGCGUACCUCUUCUUCAGUAGUUGAUUAUGAGAAGCCCAUACUGGAGGUGAAAUUUGCAAGUGGAGAGGGAUUGAAUGGAGGGUCUCCUCUGCAAUCACUUUUGUCUGGGUUUGGCGAUGUGGACAUUGAAGUUCCUUCAACUCGAGAAACAGACGAAAACAUAUCUGGACAUAUUGACAAUCAUGGCGACUUGAUUCCGGCAGAAGAUUGGGAAGCGGCCGGCUCUACAAUGGAGAGCUGCAUUUUCUUGGAUAUGAACUAUUACAGCCUCGAAGACGAACACACGAACACUAAAGCAGCUGAGAACCAGGACGAUUGUGAGCCCUGUUACAAUCAGGAUGGGUCUGCAACAAGCCUCAUAUAGAUAAAAUAGCCAUUGCGGGAUUACAUCAGGUCAGAUGAUGUUAAAGCGGUAAAUGCUAGCUUAGUUUUAGGUUUGAGGCCGCAUAUACCAUUAUUGAUUAUCCUCACCUCUUUUUUGUGGAAAGUUCUGUUCAUGAUUGGCACGGCUUCUCCUUUCUUCCGGCUGUAAAAUGCCGCUUAUGAAAUAACUAGGGUGUCAGGCGUAGCCAGAAUUUCGUUCUGGGUCUAUUUAUGAAAACAUAGUUUUUGUCAACUUAUUAAAUUACUCAUGAUCUACACCUCUACACCAAAU
Molecule: messenger RNA, 3002 nt
Organism: Linum tenue
Lineage: Eukaryota; Viridiplantae; Streptophyta; Magnoliopsida; Malpighiales; Linaceae
Source: the annotation of a GenBank genome assembly